AUGUCUGGCACCUCAGAACUUCCUAAGACCCCAGGAGAGGACAGAAUGUCCUCCCCCACUGAGAUCACCAGAGAUUCCACAGAAAUACCAACAUCCUCUCAGACAAGAGAGAUGGUCACCCAGACAGCUUCCUCCUGGACCACAGAACUGACCCACACCAGCACUCCUGAGGAGCUCAGUUUAAACAGAGACACCACUGCUGGCCUCUCUGAUGCCACCACCAGCUCCUCCCCUGAACAAUCCACUAUAGGCUUCUUCUCCUCUUCUCCAACGACCCCUCCUGGCCUCUCUCCAUCCUCAGUCUCCUCUCACACACCCACUGCAAAGGAAAUCACCACUGUGUCUUCCUCUUCUUACAAGAAAACUUCUACAGAAAUCACCAGCACUGACCAAAGUCAAACUCUUGCAGCUGCAUCCCACAGCACCCGUGACUGGGACAUGUCAGCCACAGCCUCAGCCCCCAGCACCCUCCCCACUACAUCCCAGACCCUGCCCCACUCACACACCACCCUGCAAUCAACCUCAUCCCCUGAAGUCCUGUCCUCCACACCAACUCCACCUGUACCUCAUAUAAGCUCCACAGGGUCUCUGACACCUCCUGGACCCAGAGUGUCACCUUCUCCUGCUCCUUCCUCCCCUGCAUCCAUCACCACACUCCUCACCUCCACUCUCCAGGACACCACAAAUGAGAUGGACCCGGGAUCAACACCUGUGAGCACCCUGACUCCAAGUCAGACUACAAAUGGACAGCACAUCUCAGCCACCUCCUGGGUCUCCUCAGGCCUCCACACAAGUCCAACAUCUUCAGACACAGCAGUGUCCACUGUGCAAGAUUCCAGUUCUAUUCCCCAAACUCAGUUUACUAUCUCUGCUCCCUCAGAAUUUGCUGAGACCACAGCUGAGAUGAGUACCCCCUCCACCACUGGAGACACCAGAGGUUCCACACCUGCACACAGUUCUGCAAAGACAACGGAGAUGGACACACAGACAGCUUCCUCCCGGACCCAGGCACUGACCUAUACCAGCACAACAGAGGAGCUCAGCUCAGCCCUGGACACCACUGCGGGCAUCUCUGAGGACACCACCAGCUCCUCCCCUAAGCUCUCCAGUGCAGGCUUCUUCUCCUCUACUCCAAGGCUUCCUCCUAGCCUCGCUCCAUCCACAGCCUCACCUCAGACAUCCACAGAUUCCAGUUCUGCCUCCCGUUCCAAGCUUACUAUGUCUGGCACCUCAGAACUUCCUGAGACCCCAGCAGAGGACAGAACGCCCUCCCCCGCUGAGAUCACCAGAGAUUCCACACAAAUACCAACAUCCUCUCAGACAAGAGAGAUGGUCACCCAGACAGCUUCCUCCUGGACCACCGCACUGACCCACACCAGCACUUCUGAGGAGCCCAGCUCAGUCAUGGACACCACUGCUGGCAUCUAUGAUGCCACUACCAGCUCCUCUCCUGAGCUCUCCACUGAAGGCUUCUCCUCUGCUCCAAGGCUCUCUCCCACUUUCGCGCCAUCCACCGUCUCUGAUCACACACCUACUGGAAGGGAAAACAGCCUGAUCAGCCUCUCUUCAUACACGACAGCACCUACAGAAAUUACCAGCACUGUCCAAAAUCAAGGUCUUGUGUCUGCAUCCCACAGCAACCAAACCCAGGACUCGUCAUCCAUGGCCCCAGCCCCCAGCACCCUCCCCACUGCAUCCCAGACUCCUCCCCAUUCACACCGCACCCUGCAAUCAAGCUCAUCCCCUGAAGUCCUGUCCUCCACACAAACUCCAGCUGGGCCACAGCUGAGCUCCAUAGGGGUCCUGACAUCUAGCAAACCCACAGCCUCACUUUCUGCUCAUUCCUCUGCUCCAUCCAUCACCCCACUCCUCACCUCCACUCUCCACGACACCACCGAGCAGAUGGACACAGGAUCAACACCUGUGAGUAAUUUGACUUCAACUCAGACUACAAGUGGACAGGAUAUCUCAGCUACCUCCUGGGUCUCCUCAGGCCUCCACACAAGUCCAACAUCUUCAGACACAGCAGUGUCCACUGUGGAACAUUCCACUUCUAUCCCCCAAACUCACUUUACUAUCUCUGCUACUUCAGAAUCUCCUGAAACCACACCUGAGAUGAGGACUUCUUCCACCACUGGGGACACCAGAGGUACCACACCUGGACAGAGUUCUGCAAAGACAACAGAGAUGGACACGCAGACAGAUUUCUCCCAGACCCAGACACUGUCCCACAGCAGCACGCCAGCACAGCCCAGCUCAGCCCUGGACACCACUGCGGGCCUUUCUGAUACCACCACAAGUUUCUCCCCUGAGCUCCCCAGUUCAGGCUUCUUCUCUUCUACUCCAUUGCUCCCUCUCAGCCUUGCACCAUCCAUAGCCUUACCUCAGACACCCACGGACUUCAGUUCUGUCCCCCAAACUAUGCUUACUAUGUCUACCUCUUCAGGAAUUCCUGAGACCCCAGCAGAGGAGAGAACACCCUCCACCUCUGAGGUCACCAGAGUUUCCACACAAAUACCAACAUCCUCUCAGACAACGGAGAUAUCCAAGACAACCUCCUCAUCCACACUAGAACUGAUCCACAGCAUCACUCCUGCACAGCCCAGCUCAGCCCUAGACACCACUGCCGGCCACUCUGAUGCCGCUACCAGCUCCUCCUCUGAGCAUUUCAGGGCAGACUUCUCUGUUCCAACACUCUCUGCCAGCCUCGCCCCAUACACAGACUCAGCUCAGAGAACCACCAGCGUGAAGAUCACCAGCGUGCCCUCCUCUCCUUACAAGACAGCUUCUGCAGAAAUCACCAACACUGUCCACACACAGAAUUCUGCAGCUGCAUCCCACAGCUCGAGUCCCUGGGACAUGUUAGCUACGGCCCCAGCCACCAGCACCCUCCCCACUGCAUCCCAGACCCUGCCCCACUCAUACACCACCCUGCAAUCAAGCUCAACACCUGAAGUCCGGUCCUCCACACCAACUCCAGAUGGGCCACAUCUGAGCUCCACAGGGGUCCUGACACCUAGCAAACCCACAGCCUCACUUUCUGCUCCUUCCUCUGCUCCAUCCAUCACCCCACUCCUCACCUCCACUCUCCAUGACACCACCGAGCAGAUGGACACAGGAUCAACACCUGACACCACCGAGCGGAUGGACACAGGAUUAACACCUGUGAGCACCUUGACUCCAAAAUUUACUGAGACAGCAGCUGAGAUGAGCACCCCCUCCACCACUGGGGACACCACAGAUUCCACAACUGGACAGAGUUCUGCAAAGACAACAGAGAUAGACACACAGACAGCUUCCUCCCGGAACCAGGCACUGGCCCAAACCAGCACAACAGAGGAGCCCAGCUCAGCCCUGGGCACCACUGCAGGCGUCUCUGAGGACACCACCAGCUCCUCCCCUAAGCUCUCCACAUUGGCAGAAAUCACCACCACUAUUUCCACACAGCUUCCUGCAUCUGCAUCUCACAGCUCGCAUGCCUGGGACACCUCAGCCACAGCCACAGCCACCAGUGCCCUCCCCACUGCAUCCCAGACCCUGCCCCACUCAUACACCACCCUGCAAUCAAGCUCAUCCCCUGAAGUCCUGUCCUCCACACCAACUCCAGCUGCACCACAUCUGAGCUCUACAGGGGCCAUAAAAUCUGCAAGACCCACAGCCUCACCUUCUCCUGCUCCUUCCUCCCCUGCAUCCAUCACCCCACUCCUCACCUCCACUCUCCAGAACACCACUGAGCAGAUGGACACAGGAUCAACACCUGUGAGCACCUUGACUCCAAGUCAGACUACAGGUGGACAACACAUCUCAGCCACCUCUGAGGUCUUCUCAAGCCUCCACACAAGUCCAACAUCUUCAGACAUAACAGGGUCUACUGUGGAACAUUCCAGUUCUAUUCCCCCAACUCAGUUUAUGAUCUCUGCUAUCUCAGAACUUCCUGAAACCACACCUGCGAUGAGGACCUCCUCCACCACUAGGGACGCCAGAGGUUCCACACCUGGACAGAGUUCUACAAAGACAACAGAGAUGGACACACAGACAGCUUCCUCCCGGACCCAGGCACUGACCCACACCAGCACAACAGAGGAGCCCAGCUCAGCCCUGGACACCACUGCAGGCGUCUCUGAUGCCACCACCAGCUCCUCCCCUGAGCUCUCCAGUGCAGACUUCUCCUCUGCUACAAGGCUCCCUCCCAGACUCAUACCAUCCACAGUCACUGCUCACAGAACUACUGGAGUGGAGAUCGCCAGCAUGUCCUCUGUCCCUUACAAGGCAGCUUCUGCAGAACUCACCACCACUGUCCAUGCUCGGAUUCCUGCAUCUGCAUCCCACAGCACAGGUACCUGGGACUCAUCAUCCAUGGUCCCAGCCACCAGCAUCUUCACUACUGCACCCCAGACCCUGCCCCACUCACACAGCACCCUACAAUCAACCUCAUCCCCUGAAGUCCUGUCCUCCACACCAACUCCAGCUGGGCCACAACGGAGCUCCACACCUGCUGGACUCACAGCCUCACCUUCUCCUGCUCCUUCUUCCCUUGCAUCCACCAGCCCACUCCUCACCUCCACUCUCCACGACACCACCCAGGGGAUGAACACAGGAUCAACACCUGUGAGCACUUUGAAUCCAAGUCAGACUACAGGUGGACAGGAAAUAUCAGCCACCUCCUGGGUCUCCUCAGGCCUCCACUCAAGUCCAGCAUCUUCAGACACAGCAGUGUCCACUGUGGAACAUUCCAGUUCUCUCCCCCAAACCUACUUUACCACCUCAGCCUCCUCAGAACUUCCUGUGACCACAGCUGAAGAGAGAAUGCCCUCCACCACUGGGGUCAGCAUAGUUUCUACACAAAUACCAACAUCCUCUCAGACAAGAGAGAUGGUCACCAAGACAGCUUCCUCCUGGACCACAGAACUGACCCACUCCAGCACUCCUGAGGAGCCUAGUUCAGCCCUGGAGACCACUGCUGGCCUCUCUGAUGCCACCACCAGCUCCUCCCCUGAGCUCUCCACAGCAGGCUUCUUCUCCUCUGCUCCAAAGCUCCCUCCCAACCACCCUCAAUCCACAGUCUCAGCUAACAGAACCACUGGAAUGGAGAUCACCAGCGUGUCCUCCUCUCCUUACAAGACAGCUUCUGCAGAAAUCACCACCACUGUCCACUCUCAGAUUCCUGCAUCUGCAUCCCACAGCACAAGUACCUGGGACACGUCAGCCAUGGUCCCAGUCACCAGCAUCCUCCCUACUGCAUCCCAGACCCUGCCCCACUCACACAGCACCCUGCAAUCAAGCUCAUCCCCUGAAGUCCUGUCCUCCACACAAACUCCAGAUGGGCCACAUCUGACCUCCUCAGGAGCCCUGACACCUGCCAGCCUCCCAGCCUCACCUUCCACUGCUCCUUCUUCCCUUGCAUCCAUGAGCCCACUCCUCACCUCCACUCUCUAUGAUGCCACCAAGGGAAUGGACACAGGGUCAACACCUGUGAGCACCUUGAAUCCAACUCACACCACAAGUGAACAGCAAAUCUCAGCCACCUCCUGGGUCUCCUCAGGCCUCCACACAAGUCCAGCGCCUUCAGACACAGCAGUGUCCACUUUGGAACAUUCCAGUUCUCUCCUGAAGACCUUCUUUACCACCUGGGCCUCCUCAGAACUUCCUGUGACCUCAGCUAAAGAGAAAACGCCCUCCACCACUGGGGUCAGCACAGUUUCUACACAAGUACCAACAUCCUCUCAGACAAGAGAGAUGGCCACCCAGACAGCUUCCUCUUGGGCCACAGCACUGACCCACACCAGCACUUCUGAGGAGCCCAGCUCAGCCCUGGACACCAUUGCUGGCCUCUCUGAUGCCACCACCAGCUCCUCCCCUGAACAAUCCAGUACAGGCUUCUUCUCUUCUGCUCAGAAGCUCCCUCCCAGCCUCACUCCAUCCACAGUCUCAGCUCACAGAACCACUGGAAUGGAGAUCACCAGCAUGUCCUCUGUCCCGUACAAGAGCAAUUCUGCAGAAAUCACCACCACUGUUCACACACAGCCUCUGGCAACUGCAUUGAGUACCACUGAUGCCAGUGACAUGUCCUCCAUGGCUCCAGUCACCAGCAUCCUCCCUACUCCAUCCCAGACAUUGACCCACUCACACAGCACCCUGCAAUCAAGCUCAUCCCCUGAAGGCCUGUCCUCCACACCAACUCCAGCUGGGCCACAGCUGAAAUCCACAGGGCCCCUAACACCUGCCGGCCAGACAGCUUCACCUUCUCCUGCUCCUACCUCCCCUGCAUCCAUCACUCCAUUCUUCACCUCCACUCUCCAGGUCACCACUGAACAAAUGGACACAGGGUCAAUACCUGUGAGCACCUGGACUGCAAGACCAACUAAAAAUGGACAGCACAUCUCAGCCACCUCCUGGGUCUCCUCAGGCCUCCACACAAGUCCAACAACUUCAGACACAGCAGUCCACACUGAGGAAGACUCCAAUUCUCUCCCCAACACCUACUUUACCACCUCAGCCUCCUCAGAACUUCCUGUGACCACAGCAGAAGACAGAACGACCUCCAUCACUGGGGACAUCACAGUUUCCACAAAAAUACCAACAUCCUCUCAGACAAGAGAGAUGGUCACCCAGACACCUUCUUCUUGGACCACAGAACUGACCCACAUCAGCACUCCUGAGGAGCCCAGCUCAAACAUGGACACCACUGCUGGCCUCUCUGAUGCCACCACCAGCUCCUCCCCUGAGCAAUCCAGUACAGGCUUCUUCUCUACUGCUCCAAAGCUCCCUUCCAACCUCCCUUCAUCCACAGUCAUGGCUCACAGAACCACUGAAUGGGAAAAGAGUGUGAUCUCUUCCUCCUCCUACAUGCCAGCAUUGGCAGAAAUCACCACCACUAUCUCCACACAGCUUCCUGCAUCUGCAUCUCACAGCACGCAUACCUGGGACACCUCAGCCACGUCCUCAGCCACCAGCCUCCUCCCCACUGCAUCCCAGACCCUGCCCCACUCACACAACACCCUGCAAUCAACCUCAUCCCCUGAAGUCCUGUCCUCCACGCAAACUCCAGCUGUGUCAUAUCUGAGCUCCAUACCUGUUGGCCCCACAGACUCACCUUCUCCUGCUCCUUCCUCCCCUGAGACCAUCACCCCACUCCUCACCUCCACUCUCCAUGACACCACACAGGGGAUGCACACAGGACCAACACCUGUGAGCACCUUGACUAAAAGGCAGAUGACAAAUGGACAGAACAUUUCAUCUGCUUCCUGGAUCUCCUCAGGCCUCCACAAAAGUCCAGCAUCUUCAGACUCAACAGUGUCCACCCUAGAACACUCCAGUUCUGUCCCCAAAAUCCACUUUACUCCCUCGGCCUCCUCAGAACUUCCUGUGACCACAACUGAGGAGAGAACACCCUCCACCCCUGGAGUCAUCACAGUUUCCACACAAAUACCAACAUCCACUAAGACAAGAGAGAUGGCCACCCAGACAGCUUCCUCCUGGACCACAGCACUGACCCAAACCAGCACUCCUGAGGAGCCCAGCUCAAACAUGGACACCAUUGCUGGCCUCUCUGAUGCCACCACCAGCUCCUCCCCUGCGCAAUCCAGUACAGGAUUCUUCUCUGCUCCAACACUCCCUCCCAGCAUCCCUCCAUCCACAGUCAUGGCUCACAGAACCACUGAAUGGGUAAAGAGUGUGAUAUCUUCCUCCUCCUACAUGCCAGCAUUGGCAGAAACCACCACCACUAUCUCCACACAGUUUCCUGCAUCUGCAUCUCACAGCACGCAUGCCUGGGACACGGCAGCCAUGGCCUCAGCCACCAGCAUCCUCCCCACUGCAUCCCAGACCCUGCCCCACUCACACAGCACCAUGCAAGAAAGCUCAAGCCCUGAAGUCCUGUCCUCCACACCAACUCCAGCUGUGUCACAUCUGAGCUCCACACUUGUUGGCCCCACAGACUCACCUUCUCCUGCUCCUUCCUCCCCUGGGACCAUCACCCCACUCCUCACCUCCACUCUCCAUGACACCACGCAGGGGAUGCACACAGGAUCAACACCAGUGAGCACCUUGACUGAAAGGCAGAUGACAAAUGGACAGAACAUUUCAUCUGCUUCCUGGAUCUCCUCAGGCCUCCACAAAAGUCCAGCAUCUUCAGACACAACAGUGUCCACCCUAGAAGACUCCAGUUCUGUCCCCAAAAUCCACUUUACUCCCUUGGCCUCCUCAGAACUUCCUGUGACCACAGCUGAGGAGAGAAUGCUCUCCACCCCUGGGGUCAGCACAGUUUCCACACAAAUACCAACAUCCUCUCAGACAAGAGAGAUGGCCACCCAGACGGCUUCCUCCUGGACCACAGCACUGACCCACACCAGCACUCCUGAGCAGCCCAGCUCAACCCUGGACACCACUGCUGGCCUCUCUGAUGCCACCACCAGCCUCUCCUCUGAGAAACCCACUGUGUCACAUCUGAGCUCCACACCUGUUGGCCCCACGGACUCACCUUCUCCUGCUCCUUCCUCCCCUGGGACCAUCACCCCACUCCUCACCUCCACUCUUCAUGACACCACCCAGGAGAAGGACACAGGAUCAACACCCACCCUGCCCCACUCACACAACACCCUGCAAUCAAGCUCAUCCCCUGAAGUCCUGUCCUCCACACCAACUCCAGCUGUGUCACAUCUGAGCUCCACACCUGCUGGACCCACAGACUCACCUUCUCCUGCUCCUUCCUCCCCUGGGACCAUCACCCCACUCUUCACCUCCACUCUCCAGGACACCACUGAGCAGAUGGACACAGGAUCAACACCCGUGAGCACCUUGACACCAAGUCAGACUACAAGAGGACAGGACAUUACAUCUGCUUCUUGGGUCUCCUCAGGCCUCCUCCACACAAGUCCAGCAUCUUCAGACACAGCAGUGUCCUCUGUAGAAGACUCCAGUUCUGUCCCCAAAAUCCACUUUACUCCCUUGGCCUCUUCAGAACUUCCUGUGACCACAGCUGAGGAGAGAACGCCCUCCACCCCUGGGGUCAUCACAGUUUCCACACAAAUACCAACAUCCUCUCAGACAAGAGAGAUGGCCACCCAGACAGCUUCCUCCUGGACCGCAGAACUGACCCACUCCAGCACUCCUGAGGAGUCCAGCUCAUCCUUGGACACCACUGCUGGACUCUCUGAUGCCACCACCAGCCUCUACUCUGAGCAAUCAAGUUCAGGCUUCAGUUCCUCUUCACCAAUGCUCCCUCCCAGCCUCACUCUAUCCACAGUCACACCUCACAGACCCACUGGAUUGGAGAAAACCAGUGUGUCCUUCUUCCCUUACAAGACAGCUUCUGCAGAAAUCACCACCACUGUCCAUACUGAGAAUCCUGCAUCUGCAUCCCAAAGCACAGGUACCUGGGAUUCAUUAUCCAUGGCCCCAGCCACCAGCACCCUCCCCACUGCAUCCCAGACCCUGCCUCACUCACACAGCACCCUGCAAUCAAGCUCAUCCCCUGAAGUCCUGUCCUCCAAGCCAACUCCAGCUGGACCACAUCUGACUUCCACAGGGACCCUGACACCUACCGGCCCCACAGUCUCACCUUCUCCUGCUCCUUCUUCCCCUGAAUCUAUCACCCCACUCCUCACCUCCACUCUCUAUGAUGCCACUGAGGGAAUGGACACAGGAUCAACACCUGUGAGCACCUUGACUCUAAGUCAGACUACAGGUGAACAACACAUCUCAGCUACCUCCUGGGUCUCCUCAGGCCUCCACACAAGUCCAGCAUCUUCAGACACAGCAGUGUCCACUGUGGAACAUUCCAGUUCUAUUCCCCAAAAUCAGUUUACUGUCUCUGCUACCUCAGAACCUCCUGAGACAAAAGCGGAGGAGAGAACGCCCUCCACCACUGGGGUCAACACAGUUUCCAUACAAAUACCAACAUCCUCUCAGACAAGAGAGAUGGCCACCCAGACAGCUUCCUCCUGGACCACAGCACUGACCCACACCAGCACUCCUGAGGAGCCCAGCUCAAACAUGGACACCACUGCUGGCAUCUAUGAUGCCACAACCAGCUCCUCCCCUGAGCAAUCCAGUACAGGCUUCUUCUCUGCUCCAACGCUCCCUCCCAGCAUCCCUCCAUCCACAGUCAUGGCUCACAGAACCACUGAAUGGGAAAAGAAUGUGAUCUCUUCCUCCUCCUACAUGCCAGCAUUGGCAGAAAUCACCACCACUAUCCCCACACAGCUUCCUGCAUCUGCAUCUCACAGCACGCAUGCCUGGGACACGGCAGCCAUGGCCUCAGCCACCAGCAUCCUCCCCACUGCAUCCCAGACCCUGCCCCACUCACACAGCACCUUGCAAUCAAGCUCAUCCCCUGAAGUCCUGUCCUCCACACCAACUCCAGCUGUGUCACAUCUGAGCUCCACACUAGUCGGCCCCACAGUCUCACCUUCUCCUGCUCCUUCCUCCCCUGGGACCAUCACCCCACUCCUCACCUCCACUCUCCAUAACACCACACAGGGGCUAGACACAGGAUCAACACCAGUCACCAUUGAGCAAAUGGACACAGGAUCAACACCUGUGAGCACCUGGACUGCAAGUCACAUCUCAGCUACCUCCUGGGUCUCCUCAGGUCUCCGCACAAGUCCAACAUCUUCAGACACAGCAGUCCACACUGUGGAAGACUCCAGUUCUCUCCCCGAAACGUACUUUGCCACCUCGGCCUCCUCAGAACUUCCUGUGACCACAGCAGAAGAGAGAACGCCCUCCAUCACUGGGGUCAUCAGAGUCUCCACACAAAUACCAACAUCCUCUAAGACAAGAGAGAUGGUCACCCAGACAGCUUCCUCCUGGACCACAGAACUGACCCACACCAGCAUUUCUGAGGAGCACAGCUCAAACAUGGACACCACUGCUGGCAUCUAUGAUGCCACAACCAGCUCCUCCCCUGAGCAAUCCAACUCACCUUCUCCUGCUCCUUCCUCCCCUGGGACCAUCACCCCACUCCUCACCUCCACUCUCCAGGACACCACUCAGGAGAAGGACACAGGGUCAACUCCC
Molecule: messenger RNA, 11019 nt
Organism: Dipodomys ordii (Ord's kangaroo rat)
Lineage: Eukaryota; Metazoa; Chordata; Mammalia; Rodentia; Heteromyidae
Product: mucin-2-like
Exons: 8
Source: RefSeq, a predicted model, not a curated record